This is a messenger RNA of Erythranthe guttata (spotted monkey flower), 3530 nucleotides long. Its product is annotated as ubiquitin carboxyl-terminal hydrolase 8. NCBI's taxonomy places the organism in Eukaryota, Viridiplantae, Streptophyta, Magnoliopsida, Lamiales, Phrymaceae. Gene Ontology annotation, molecular function: cysteine-type deubiquitinase activity. The record is from RefSeq and is a predicted model, not a curated record. Gene Ontology annotation, biological process: protein deubiquitination.
AAACAAGUACAGUAAAUUCCGUCCCAUUUCAAUUUCAAUUUCAAUUUCAAUUUCAAUUUCAAUUCACCAAUGACUCUUCGUUUCCAUUCUCUCUCUGCAAAAUUCAUGUUGUUUUCUUCUAGAUGAGCCAUAGCUCGAAGCGAACCACCAUCACCGCCGCCAUUAACAGAGCCCUUCGUUUACCAGUCCUCCUCCGCCUCUACGAUAAAACCGCCCACUUCAUUUUCCCUCUCCUCCGCCGUUUGAUUUCAAAAUCCAUCCGCUUUAUGGACUCCAUUCUCUACUACAACGAAGACGACGACCUUUACUCCACCCCAUUCGACCACUCUUUCCUCGCCCCUUCCUUCUCCGACCCCGUCGAAUCCAUCUUCCUCGUCCCCUUCCGCUGGUGGAAGGAGGCGGUGUGCGGCGGCGGCGUGGUUGAUGGAGCGAGUGGAGUUGGCGGUGUUUUGUACAAUACAACGGUACAAUUGAAUGUUGCUGGUAAGUACCGUGAUAAUGACGACGAUAAUUUCAUUGGGGUUUUUGGGGAUUCCGAGGUUUUGGUGGCUAUGAGCAGACAGGAGGAGUCUGGGAUUAGUGGAGAAGAAGCUGAUUCCGGUGGUGAGGGGGAUUUGGCUUUAGUGUCGGAGUGGAUGUUCUUCAGUGCGCUUAAAUGGCAUUACGAUAUGAAGGAUGUAGAAAGUUUUUUACGUGAAGAAGGUAGUGCAUAUGAAUUAUUCUCUUCACAAAUCCGGCUUUCGUACGUGAGGGAAACAAGACAAUUGGUCAUCAAGAUUAGCCAAAAGGACAAUGAAGUUGGAUUUGCCAAAGCACGCAGUAUAUUUUGUGCCAAAUGUGGAGUGUUGCAAGUUUGGGACUUCUCAGGACAGACAAACCAGCUAUUUGUUGCCGAUAAAAACUCAUAUAUGGGUUCAGGCCAAUCAGAUGAAGAGAUUCUCUUAGAGUUGCAAAUUUAUGGCUUGUCUUCUACCAUCAGAGACGAAGAAAGGAGAAAUGAUGAUAUGGCAGUGGAGCAGUCUUGGGUUGAUGAACCCUCAUCCAGUUCUUCACCUAGGAUGAAUGGCAGUGUGGAUAAAGUGAACUUUUUUUCUAGAGUGCCACCACCCUUUGCAUUUAAUAGUAGCUUUUAUGGCCCUGGUGCGUUGGGCUUGACUGGAUUGCAUAAUCUUGGAAACACUUGUUUCAUGAACAGUGCUAUUCAGUGCUUGGUGCAUACACCGAAGCUAGUUGAUUAUUUUCUUGGGAACUUCAGGAAAGAUCUGAAUUAUGAAAAUCCUCUAGGAAUGAACGGAAAGCUUGCUAUAGCAUUUGGGGACUUAUUGAGAAAAUUGUGGACUCCCGGGGCAACACCAGUAUCUCCAAGGAUGUUCAAGUCGACUAUCUCUAGUUUUGCUCCCCGUUUUAGUGGAUACAACCAGCACGAUUCCCAAGAAUUUCUUUCUUUCUUGUUGGAUGGACUACAUGAAGAUCUCAACCGUGUGAAAAUGAAACCUUAUAUAGAGACAAAGGACGACGACUCUCGUCCGGAUGAAGAAGUGGCAGAUGAAUACUGGAAAAACCAUUUAUGUCGCAAUGAUUCAGUCAUAGUUGAUUUAUAUCAAGGUCAAUAUCGGUCAAUGCUGGUUUGUCCUGUUUGCAAAAAGUUGUCAACAACUUUUGACCCAUUUAUGUACCUGUCAUUACCGCUUCCUUCUUCAACACUACGAAAGAUGACUUUGACAGUCUUGAGUUCUGAUGGAACUACUUUGCCACAUCCGGUUGUAGUCACAGUCCCGGACGAUGGGACAUUCAAAGAUCUUGUUGUGGCCCUCGGCGAAGCUUGUUCCUUAAGACACAAUGAAACAUUUUUAAUUGCUGAGAUAUUUAAUAAUUCAAUCCUUAGAGUAUUGGAAGACCCAGAUGAUUCGUUAGGGCUAAUUAGAGACAAUGACCAACUUGUAGCCUAUAUAUUGCCGACGGAAAUGGAUGGAUCUCCUUUGGUUGUGUUUAUGCAUCAACAAGAGGAGAAGUCAUUUAUUCAUUCUUCCCCAUCUUUCAAGAAGUUCGGCAUUCCUCUCGUGACAAGGAUAUCUGAUUUUUCAAAAGGAUCUGAGAUACAUAAAGAGUUUCUUAAGCUCCUCAAUCCCUUCAUACUCCCCGUUGAAGAGUCCCUUAACGACGCUUCGCGAAAGAGGGCCCACGAAGAUGAAGAAUUGGAGGACACUGUCCCUGAUGGAACUGCUAACUCGAAUAAUGAAACCGAAAACGAUUUAGAUGCUCACUGCAGCUUCGAAUAUUACGUAGAAAAUGGCAAAUCUCACUCAAAUUGGUCGAAGAUAGAGAUGGAUGAACCAGUGCCUAUACCUAUACCAAAGCUAAACCAGCAAAUUGACAUGAUUGUCUCUUGGUCAGAGAAAUCGAUUCAGGAGUACGAUACUUCAAUUCUAAGCAUGUUGCCCGAAGUAUAUAGGACUACAUUUUCAUCAAAGUGGAAUCAAGAUUCCAUUUCGCUCUAUAAAUGUGUCGAUGCCUUCUUGAAAGAAGAACCUCUUGGCCCAGACGACAUGUGGUACUGUCCUAACUGCAAGGAGCAUAGGCAAGCCAUCAAGAAGUUGGAUCUUUGGAGAUUACCGGAUAUCCUGGUCAUUCAUUUAAAAAGAUUUUCGUAUACUCGAUUUUUUAAAAACAAGCUGGAAGCUUUUGUAGACUUCCCAAUUGACGACUUUGAUCUCUCUAAUUACGUAAUCCCGAAGAAUAACAUGCCUCGCCAUCGUUACAAGUUAUAUGCUGUGAGUAACCAUUACGGUGGCUUGGGUGGCGGCCACUAUACUGCAUUUGCAAAACAUGGGCUCGAUAGGUGGUUUGAAUUUGACGACGGACGUGUCUUUGGUGUUACCGAGGAGCAAAUAAAGACACAAGCUGCAUAUGUCCUCUUUUACAAGAGAAUCUAAGCUUUACACACUCUAGAAAGGCGGUGAGUUAGAUUCUGUUGUAUCUUUUUUCGGGUCCUUUCAUUUUGUGGGUAGAGGAAAUCAAUUUUUUUCUUUCUUAGACAUACAUAUAUGCCAACAUUCAAAACCCCCUUACGACAAGAAACGGAUUUUCUUGAAAACAGGGGAUUUUGUGUUGCACUAACAACAUUUUCAUGGGGGUAUAGAAAAGUCGGUCGAGACAUUCUUAGUGCUUUUUGCAGAGGAAUAUGCUUGUGCAGAAAAUACUUGACAUAAUUGUAUAUAUUAAUGUCGACGAAUACAUAGGUAGACUCCGUGGUUUUAAUUAGCUAAAAUUGCCUUAUCUCUCUCUCGUGUUUUCCUUGGUUGUUUCUUUUGUGAAAUUCCGGGGACUUUCUUUAGUAUACGGCAUCUAAAUCUGAAAUGUGAUAUUACAAUAUUUAGUAUGAGCUUUAUCUGUGAUACUUACUUAUCGUGGGCGAUUAGCAUUCUCGAUUAUUAGACUAGUUUCUGCAGCUGUUUGUAUUGGUUAUUAUUUGAAGCAUGUGUAAUACUAAACGAGAGCAAAAUAUAUGCUACGCCGAGUGAAGUGUACAU